AGCACGCAAACACUUUCUACGUAUCAUCUCAAGAGAGAAAAAGAAUCAAGCACACAUAGGCAUAGGGCAUCCACACAUUCGAGAAAGAAACAGCAAGAUCUCAUCAAACAAUUGAAGCUGUAGCAAUGGCGGCAGUGUCCAAGAAGGCUCUGGUAACUAUGGCUGUUCUGGCGUUGGCCGUUCUGGCCCCGCCUGUCGCCGGGCUGGUGCCGUACGGCGUCAGCAGCGGGCUGUGGGACCUGCUCGACGACCCGUUCCGGGUGCUGGAGCAGACACCGCUCGCGGUGCAGAGGCCGGCGUCCGCAGGCGGCCCGGGAGCGUCCAUCCCUUCGGCGGUGGCGCUGGCGAGGUGCGACUGGAAGGAGACACCCGACGCGCACGUCAUCUCGCUCGACGUGCCCGGGGUGAGGCGGGAUGAUGUGAAGGUGGAGGUAGAGGAGAACCGGGUGCUGCGGGUCUCCGGCGAGCGCAAGGCGGACGAGGAGAAGGAGGGCGAGCGGUGGCACCGCGCCGAGCGCGCGGCGGGGAGGUUCUGGCGACGGUUCCGCAUGCCCGCCGGCGCCGACGUCGACCGCGUUACCGCGCGCCUCGAGGACGGCGUGCUCACCGUCACAGUGCCCAAGAUUGCGGAGCACCAAAGGCGAGAGCCGCGCGUCAUCAACAUCGCCGGGGAGGACGCCAACAGCGGCGGCAAGGGCGCGGACGCGGAGGUCAGGCCGUCGAAGGCCGAGAUGUAAGCUUUCGUGUAGAAGACCACGACGAGAGCGAUGCGUCACGUUCGGAUGUGUUUUGUCGGUUCAUGCUUACCUUUGCGUGUGUGGUACUGGAGUAAGUGUGAUGUUGUUGCUCUCAGGUAACCUAAUUUACCGAUAGAGAGCUGUUGUGUCUUGUUCAGUUGGAUCUUUUGCAACCUGAUCAGUCACAUUUGCGAAA
Molecule: messenger RNA, 933 nt
Organism: Aegilops tauschii subsp. strangulata
Lineage: Eukaryota; Viridiplantae; Streptophyta; Magnoliopsida; Poales; Poaceae
Product: 21.9 kDa heat shock protein
Source: RefSeq, a predicted model, not a curated record